CGGACGGACGGACGGGUUGACUGACUGAUGCGGUGAUACCACCGCGGUAAUGAAGCCACUCGGCGCGACGGCUCCGUCCUGCACCAUUCGGCGUUGCACUGCCAACGCCACCUGUUGUGCAAGUUCAGCCACGUUCUCCCCGAUCGAAGCGUGCGGCCGCGGCUCCGUCGACGGCCCGUCGCGAGUGGUACCAUGCCGCGCGUUGGCCUCGUGUGGUUUGUCCUGUCGGGCCUGUCCCGUGCAGCGACGGCCAACGACGCGGCGGCGGCGGCGGCGACGGCACAAAACUGCACUCUCACCACAUGUUCUUCCGAUGAAGUAUGGAACAACUUCCUGCCUUCCAAUUACAGCAAGUCGGAGCCACCGGUCGUCGACGGCAUGGCUGUUUUAGUGAACGUCUCGAUGAAGAUUGUGGACGUCGACGACAUCAACGAAGAAAGAAUGGACUUCCGCCUGCACACGUACAUCGAGGAGAGCUGGCGCGACGACCGCCUGCGCAGCAGUCCCUUCGCUCAGAGGUGGCGCCGGAUGUCGGUCCCUCGGCGCGUGGCCCGGCUCAUGUGGGCGCCGGACGUGGUGUUCUCCAACACCAAGAGGAGCAGCAUCUUCCGACAGUCGGUGGACAGCGUCGCCUACAAGAUUGCGCGUGACGGAUCGGUGCACAGGCUCACGAGGUACCUGUUCCAAGUUCGGUGCCUCAUGACGUUCCACAAGUACCCGAUGGACAUCCAGCAUUGCCACUUCAAGGUUUCGCUGCUCGCCACGCCAAACUCCAUCACGGAGCUGAGCUGGGACGGCAAUGUGGACGACCAAGGGGAAAGUCGGGCCAUCGAAUUCGUCGAGCGAGUCGAACCGCUCCAGUUCCGGAUCAAGCGGCCCAAGGUGCAUCGCUACAGCGAGAACUUCCUCGGAGAAAACUACACGCACCUGCUGGCGAACUUCACCUUCGAGCGCCGCCUGACGGCGUCCAUCGUCAACACCUACAUCCCGAGCGGCCUGGUGGUGGUGCUGUCGUGGCUCUCGUUCUGGCUCGACGUGCACGCGGUGCAGGGGCGCAUCACCCUCGGAGUGACCGCCAUACUGACCCUCACCACGCAGGUCGUACAGUCCCGCACGGCGCUGCCACCGGUGGACUACGUGAAGGCCGUAGACAUCUGGCUCUUCGCGUGCCUCAUCAGCGUGUUUACGUCGCUGCUGGAGUACGCUGUGGCCUACCAGUACGUCAAGUCCCAGCGAAUCGGUUUCCAAGGAGACGGCGCCAUAGCCGACGAGGACAUCACGGAAAACGACAUGCUUGGCUCCGCCGGCUCCAUGGCGUCCACCGUGUCUCGCGGCAACCUUCCAGCGCCGUCGAGGUUCCCGAUCCAGCCGCUGUUCCAGCCGAACAAGCUCCUCGCCUUUGUCGCGAAGUUCCGCUUCCUGAGUGUCAGCAGCUCCAACGUGUUCGACAGCGUCUCCCGCGCCGUGUUUCCUUCGGUGUUCGUGCUCUUCAUGAUCGCCUACUGGGCUCACUACCUGCCAAGCGGAAAGCCCGGCCAUUGAUCUCUUGCGAUGUGCUAAGCGAAAGUUAUUAGAGAGCAGCUCGUCCGUGAAGACAUCAACCUUUACGGAAUAUCGGGCUGCCACAGACUCGGACGCUGGCAACAACACCGGUAGCAGCUUCUUGUGACCCAUUGUCCAACUACAGUGCGUCAUAAACGUGUUUGCAUCGAACGGCCCAUUGAGCGAAAAAAUCGGCUUCGGUAGCAGCGAAACGGCAUCUAAAUUCCCAUUGGCUGCAACGCCACAUCACGUGAUCGCCUCGACCGAGCAGAGCGGGCGAAACGGAAUGCAUGCUGCUCCAGGUGUUGCGUGAUGGGAGAGAGCAUCGCCACGACGCCACGUAACCGGCGCGCUUCGACGGAGCACAUACGGCGACGCCACGCCGCGGGGCGAGGCGGGUUGUCGUCAGCGAGGCAGUCACGUGACGCGACCGUCUUGCUAUAUAUAACCUCCACUGGGCUUAGCUGCUGCGCUCGCCUGUCCUACUUGGUGGCCGCUGCUGCUUCCUCGGUCUCUCGUCGCGCAGGGCGUCGGUGGCAUGCGGCGUCCUUGAUUUCUCAGCAAUAUCGUCCAGAUGAUUCCCGUCUACAGCAGCUAACGUACAAGUUACACAAACAAAAAUGCCUUUACACCAAUUUAAUUUCAAAACUAGAUAGCAUACGCCACAGCAAAACUAGGAAAAAUAACUCCCAGCGGAAAACUCGAAGGAGUUUUGCGCUGUGAGUUACUUCUAUACUUAUAUAUUCUAUACUUUAUAGUGAAGGACCAGUACCUGAUAUAGUCAACGUCGAACAGGAUUUAGAACAAAUAAAGCGUGUGAGGGCCAACUUAGGAUACAAAGUGCAUUUUCUUUUAACGGAAGUACAACUUACUUGCGACAUCAAUCCUAACAGAACCUUACGCUAAAGCUGACAGUGUUGCCUAGCCUCCCUAUGAGUUCCCGGGUGCCAGUUCACCUGCGACAAACGCUGACACGCCGAUAAGCAUGGCAUUGGCUUAUUACAGAGACAAAGACAUCGAGCGUCAACUAAAAAUUCAAGAAUACAAAUACCCAAAAUGCUGUAUAAUAAAACUAAACUUCAUUAAAAUGUUCUCCGGCGUCCUUUCUUUGUUCUUCAAGUACAGUAAGUAUUAGUUGUUUCGGCUUGGGCAAAAGCCUUUUAUUUGCUGCUUAAUAGGCAUCUCGGAAACAUUCCAAUCAGGGAAGGCGGAUUUUCGCACUAAAAUGUGCAGAUACUGUUUGGUAUAGGUCCACCAAGCAUGCGUUCGUACGCGUUACAAGGACACCACCCAUGCUUCUUGCUGUAAAUGUAGCUACCAGCGUUCGAGGGGUCACGCAG
Molecule: messenger RNA, 2882 nt
Organism: Dermacentor andersoni
Lineage: Eukaryota; Metazoa; Arthropoda; Arachnida; Ixodida; Ixodidae
Product: glycine receptor subunit alpha-2-like
Biological process (GO): monoatomic ion transmembrane transport
Cellular component (GO): membrane
Molecular function (GO): transmembrane signaling receptor activity; extracellular ligand-gated monoatomic ion channel activity
Source: RefSeq, a predicted model, not a curated record